CCGAUUUCAUUUAUUUGCGAAAGAUCAGAAAAGAUGCAACGUAGUCUACGCAAGUGGUCCACAAAUACUUAGCUGAAGUUGAAUUCAUAUGUUUUUCGAGUUCUUGUCCCUAAUUUAACUCUUUUCUUGUUAAUUAUAAAUCGCUUUCGGGAAGUUGAUAACUUUGUGUAGUGAUGGCAGAUUCACGGAACGAUGACCCACCAAAUUCUAGACUGUUUGUCGUGUGUAGUAAACUUAUGGAAGACGACGAAAUCGAAGACCUUUUCAAACCUUAUGGCGACAUUUUGGAUUUCAGGCGACUUAAAGAUCGCCAAACCGGCUCACCGAAAGGAAUUGCCUAUAUUAAAUUUGCUAAGACUUCACAGGCUGCAACAGCCAUGGAAGAAAUGGAUGGAAAAAUCUGUAAAAAAUAUGAUCGACCCAUGAAAGUCAUGAUCGCGCAAAGUAAGGACUUUGACCCAAAACGUGAUCAAAGCGAAGCUCACAGAUUGUUCAUCAUUGUGCCAAAAUCAGCAACAGAAGAAGAAUUGACAGAACACUUUAAGCAGUUCGGCAGUCUCGAAAGCGUAACUAUAGUGAAGAAUAGGGAAACUCGUGAAAGUAAAGGGCUGGCGUAUGUAAAAUAUCAAAAGGCCUCUCAUUGCGCAAGAGCUUUUGAGGAGUGCGAUCGACAGUACAAAGCUGUUUUUGCUAGGCCGAAAGAAGCGAAAAGUUUUUCAUCUGACCUUAGCGACAGUAGUCAUAACAACAAAUUCCCCAACAGUUUCGGAUCUCAAAGAUUCGAUUCAGGUGGCCCAGGUGAUAUCAUUAACAAGACACCUAAUGCAGAUAACUACACAAGACUUCUAGCAGUAUUCAACACGAACGUAUCGCACUCGAAUCUAUUUAAAUUAUUCGACCUCAUCCCAGGCUUGGAGUCUGUAUUUCCAGCCAAUAACCAUCGAAUGGGUUUCCGAAACGAAUACUCCUUUGUAGUUCAGUAUGCAUGGCCACAAAGUGCUGCCUAUGCUCGCGAGAAGCUUGAUGGAUUCGAAUACCCGCCAGGGUACCCGGUUCUCAUCAAGCCAGAGUAUUACGAAGGUCGAGAUCGAGACAUGAGCUUUGGAAGAAAUCAGAGGAAUAAUUUGCUGCCAGCUGACCCUGGAGUGUCUGCUGAUCAUCUACUCUCUAUUACGAAAGCACUGUCUCAGGCAACAGCAUUAUUAAAAGCAGCUGGACUCUCUACAGACGGAAUUGAGCUGAAUGAUUUGCCCAAUCAAUAUGGUUCUCUAAGGCUGCCUCCUCCUCAACCUCUUGCUCCUGCUGGGACAACUUCAGAAAUCAGAUUAUUUAUUGUAGCUCAACCUGCGUUGCCACCGAUGCAUAUAAUCCGAGAUAUAUUCUGCCGAUUUGGUCAUAUAACUGACAUCCAUGUUCUCCAUGGGAAAAAUUGCGGUUAUGUCUCUUAUGCCAAAAAAGACAGUGGAGCGAAUGCCAUCUUGCACUUGCAUGGUCAAGAAAUCGGGCAGUCAAGGUUGAAAGUGAUGGAGGCUGAACCGCCACGCAAUGACAGUCGCAAACGAACGCGUGUGGAAGCCGAAGAAAGUUGGUGAGAGUAAUUUUCCGAGACUUACGGAAAGCUUUAAAACCUGCAACUCUUUCUCGCUCUUCUCAGCUACUCUAAGACUCCACUACGUAAUACGUUGUAACUCUUGUCGACUGCCACACAUACAGAUAACACGAUACGAAAAGGAACGAAAAUUUUAUCCGCUACAAUUCACUGAAUCGUACAGAAACUGAACUUGCUCCUCUCUCGUUACAUUUAUUCCAAAGCACCAACUGUCAAACAUUUUACAAUGCACCUACACAAUCAAAACUUCUACCGAUCAACGCAAAAGCACCCCACAACAACGACCAACGGCUAUCAAGUGUUUAAAUCUACCCAUUGAACUCUAUCAUUGGGACAGAAAUCCUCUUAUUUUUUUCCUUUUUUUUUAUCGCAUUUUUAAGCUGAAACCUGUCUCACUUUGUAUUAAAUUUACGUAAGCGCUGGUUUACGUAUCGGAACAAAA
Bemisia tabaci is the source of this 2051-nucleotide messenger RNA. The record is from RefSeq and is a predicted model, not a curated record. NCBI's taxonomy places the organism in Eukaryota, Metazoa, Arthropoda, Insecta, Hemiptera, Aleyrodidae.